Molecule: messenger RNA, 2889 nt
Organism: Carcharodon carcharias (great white shark)
Lineage: Eukaryota; Metazoa; Chordata; Chondrichthyes; Lamniformes; Lamnidae
Product: lymphatic vessel endothelial hyaluronic acid receptor 1-like
Exons: 6
Coding region: 75-923 (282 amino acids)
Biological process (GO): cell adhesion
Cellular component (GO): plasma membrane
Molecular function (GO): hyaluronic acid binding; transmembrane signaling receptor activity
Source: RefSeq, a predicted model, not a curated record
AUCUCUGACUUGGGUGUUACUGGGAGGCAGUGGCUCCUCUGUGUAGGCUUUGUGAUUUACAGGGAAAACUGGAUAUGGAGUGGGGAAUUCUGACACUCAUUGCCUUGAGCCAGACUUUUCUGAUUAUGACUCAAACUUUGACCGAUGUUGAAGAUAUUGACAUUAGUAAAUGUCGAAUCAUGGGGAUUUUCCACAUUCGCUUGAAAGAUGGUUACAGACUGUCACAGGCUCAAGCACGUAACGCUUGCACCCGCUUUGGCACAGAGCUGGCAACGAAGUCACAGGUAGAACAGGCACAACAGCAAGGCUUCGAAACAUGCAGGUAUGGUUGGGUGGAUGAUGGCUUUCUUGUUAUUCCGAGAAUCAGUUCAAAGGAGCAGUGUGGAAAAAACGGAACAGGCGUAUUAACCUGGAAAGCUGAUCCUGAUAAACAGCACGAUGGUUAUUGCUUCCGGAAGAACGAUGCCCAGAAGACGAAUACCUGUGAGCCAUUAAUUAUGCAGACCACAACUGUCAUCAUGAAUCCAACAAAAAUAUUAUUAAUGCACCUGGGUUCCACUGACAUGAAAACUGUAACAGAAUCCAACUCUGAACCUACCCCCUUACCGGACACCAAAACAACUCGUGUACCUCGGGAAACAAAUUCCUUUUUGUCAGCCUGGAUCAACACAACUGCUCUUUCAUCCACCUCCUCAGAAUUGCUCAGUACACUAACUACAGCAGAAGACCACAAGCUGUCGAGCGACUGGAUCAUCUGGGUAUUGGGUAUGGUGGUGAUCGGUUUGUUUGUGGUCCUCGUGGCUGUUGGAGUUUGUUACCUCAGAAAACGCAAGAAGAAUUUUUCAUAUUUAACUGGGUAUCCAAAAGAAGCCAUUGAAGCUGAAGUGUGGACUAAUAACCUGACAGAGAACAGUUCACCAUGAGAAGACAUGAAGCAAGAACCCCAAAUAACAAACCAUACAAUUGUAUCCUCCAAUGUCAAGCAAGCAAACUAAUCCAAUAAAUAUUAAGGUCAAGGAAGUGGGAUUAAAAUUCGUUUUUGAUAGAAUUACAUAGAAUGUAAAGAAACAGAAUGUAACAGAAAUUGAAUGUAAAGCUCAGAACCAGGCCAUUCGGCCCAACUAGUCUAUGCUGGUCUUUAUGCUCCACGUGAACCUCCUUCCACCCUCUUCAGCUAACCCUAUCAGCAUAUCCUUCUAUUAAGGUUGCUUCAUUGUCCAGCUUUAACGUCAACAUUAAUAGAUAUUCAUACACAUGCUCAUUAGUUGAAAGAUGAAUGAUCAGAGAAAGUAAACAAUUACAUAAAAGCAUCUGAUUCAACACUUAAUUACACAGAAUCUAACACUACUAAUCAUAGAAGCAGGGCUUAUGCUUUUAACAUAAUGAAUCUCAAAGUCUGUUUUGAUCACUCUGCUGUAAUUAUUGUUCUGGGUGUUUGAACUGUUUAGUUGAAGAUCAUAAGAUAUACCUGGCUCAGGGUUUCUUUGAUGAUUUUUUUGCCUUUCCCAGGAGAUUAUAAAGCAAGGGGAGAAGGGAGAGUAGGGGAGAUUGGGGAAGAAUGAAGGGAGAGUAGAGAGGGGGAAGAAUACGGGUGGAGAGUGGGGGAAUGUGUAAUGGAGAAGAAUGAUGGGAAAGAGUGGGGAAAAGGAAAAAGUAUUAAGUCAUGGUGUUAUGGCCAUCAUGGCGUGGGGCAGGCUUGAAGAACUAGCUGGUCAUUUUCUGCCCAUCAAUUUUGUGUCACAUUGUGAACAUAACAUUAUCUUAGGAAAAUUUCUUAAGGAAGGAAAUAAAAAGAGUCGUGACUGAGGGUGAUCAUUAGGCAUAUCUCCCAGUGCCCUAACUCUGCCAUUAUAUCAUUCAUCUCCAUGGUGUAGUACUGAUAAUCUGACAUGCACUAGCAGUAGCACGCCCUCAGGUCCAAAUUUAUGCGUUGUUACACUGUGUCAUGGAUGAUUAGUCCCUGCCAAUGUUUCCUUACAGAGUUACUAGGUCCUCUGAGCUGUGAGACAAGAUCUAUUAUCUCCACACUCUCCUUUUGAUUGGUUUAAGAGCAAUUUUGACAUGAAGAUAGAUCAUUGGUCCAUCCCCUCUCUUCUCAAGCUGUAACAUGUGUAACAAGAUCCUAACUGAAAGGAGAAAAUAACAUGCAAAAUGGGGAUGAUCACAAUCAAUUAAAAAUAACUAUACCUAAAGUGAAGUUGGUUAAAGGACAGGAAUGAUUGGACCAAGACAUGAAGAUGUAACCCAGUUCCAAUAAACUGCCAUAUUCUGUCCUUAUUUUUAUAUAUUUUUUAUUAUAAAUUCUCAUUCCACAUGGGGAGAUGGCAUAAUUACAAUUUAGCAAGUUUACAUAGAAAAAAUGUCAUUAUAAAUUUGGAAAUAUAUAAUUUAAAAAAAACUUGACAGGAGGUGUAGAUGUAAUAUUAUAAUACAUUUUGAAGAUGAACAUGGUCUUAAUUUUGAUGAGAUUCUGUCAUAAACCCAUAUGCAAAUUGAAAAAUUGUCACAAACCACAUCCCCUCUGCAAUCAGCUUUUUUGUAAAAUAUAUACAUUUUUUUAAAAAAUUUCAAAUCUUACUUCCUUUUUUUUAAAGAACUGGGUUAUAUCACAGCAAAUUGUGGUUGGUUCAUUUACUUUAGGCAAUGUGUAAUAUAGAUUGAAUUUUAAAAUCCAAUUAAAUGAAUUGUAUAACUUGUAUUGUUAGAGCAAAAAUCUUUCUCUAGCUGGAAAUCUUUUAUGUAAAAUUUUUCAUUAUCAAAUGCUUUUUUUCAGAUCAAACAAUGUAUUAGCAAAAUCUGCCCAAACUGAUUGCUCAGACUAUGCUUUUAUUUCUAGUUAUUUGUAUUUGCUCGACUUCUGCUGAAUUAAAAUAAACAAUUUGAAUCUAA